Messenger RNA from Colletotrichum siamense, 6264 nucleotides. RefSeq lists its product as uncharacterized. The record is from RefSeq and is a predicted model, not a curated record. Gene Ontology annotation, molecular function: ATP hydrolysis activity; protein binding. Lineage: Eukaryota; Fungi; Ascomycota; Sordariomycetes; Glomerellales; Glomerellaceae. The transcript is spliced from 4 exons. The coding region runs from base 1 to 6264 and encodes 2087 amino acids.
AUGGCAACCACCAGCAGUCAGUCAUCGGUCAACAAGCACAUCAUCAGGGAGGAGUCCAGAAGGAUGAACGGCGCCUCGAGCAGCGACUCUGCCUCUGAGUCUGGCAAUGAGGCCGUCACAAGGCACACCUCGUUUCAAACGCGGACGACCUCUUCUUCUCAGGUCCAGACCCAGUCGUCAACCAGGACCCAGUCUUCAUCCCAGCUAACAUCUUCAUCUUCAUUCUCGUGGAAGAUGCUGAGUGUCUCUGAGGUUGUCAAGACUAUCAAAGGUAAGAUCGUCCGAGAGAUCGAGGAUGUCAGCCACGAUCACUUUGAGAGGAUGGGCCUCGAAGGGUACCUGGAGUACAUCGGCAACGAGCGUUUGAUCCACAUGCCUGCCAAGGGCAGCCAGUGGGAUCGGGUUUUGAAGGAGGCCGAGUUCUUUGCUAUCCAGCUGGAUGGCUUCGCAGAGAACCUCAAGAAGGUCAUUCCCGACUCUUACCGUGCCCGGGAUACUGCUUUAGCAAGCUGCUAUUUGCUUCUCGAGCUGGGUUGUGAUCAGGCCGAGGCUCUGGAGCCUACGUUCAACGCCCUCUAUGAGCUUGGUCUGUUGCUUUCUCAUGUCAUCAGGCUGCAUGAUAUGUUCUCGGCAAGUGAGGCCAUCAGGUCUGACCUUGACCGUGUCUUCUCCAGCCUCGUUCACCUCGUUGGAAGCAUCGCCAUCUUCUACAGACAGCGUAUCAACCGCAUCUUCAGCGGUUCGGUGACGAUUGAUUUCGAUGCCGAGUUUGGUGCCCAGGUCUCUGAGAUUUGGUCUUUGAAGGAGCAUCUCUUCAACCACAUGUGGGCCUACAAGCUCCGUGAGAAGCAGCAGUCGCUUGAUAUUGCCACACUCCGACAGCAUCUUUUGCCGUCCAAGGAGUCUGUCAAGUCUUUUGUCUACGGCCGUGUUGCCGACCGCAAGCUCCGCGUCGACGGCACGUGUACCUGGAUUCAGCACGACCUCCACGAGUUCCUCGGCAGCCAGGAUGAUAUCUUUACCAUCACUGGAAAUGAGGGAUGCGGCAAAAGUAUGCUUGCUGCUUGGGUCAGGCAAAGGCUCGAGAGGCCCAUCCACGGAACUCACUUCGAGACCAUCUCUUAUACCUUUUCGAGCGAUAUUCCCGAGGAGUCUUCGCCUCUUGCUCUUCUAAAGAGUUUGCUUUCUCAACUCUUGGAGUCUAACGUCGGUGACAUUGCACUAUUCGAGAAGCUUGGAGUUAUCUUCGGCAGCACGCCGCCGGGAGAGCACAGCCACAAGCUCGAGACCGAUCUUUGGGAGUGUCUUGAGCUGAGUCUUGCUGCCAUCAACAAGAAGGCGCACCUGGUCUUGGUCAUUGACGGCCUCGAUGAGAUCACGGGCGGGACUCAGAAGGCCAGUGACCUGCACAAGCGCCUUCACUCCGCUCUCAAGAAGCACCCCAACAUUCAGGCCGUCACCUUCUCCCGCCCGAUUUCCCACCUUGGCGGCAGUGGCAGCAAGCAUCUGGUCAUAACGCCUGACCACGUGCGCGACGAUAUCGAACUCUUCCUCGCCAACAGGCUCGGACGCAUUCGCGCCUUCGCUGAAGAGAAUGACAACUCCAAGCGCAACCUUGUCAAUCAGCUUGCCGAUCAAGCCAAGGGCUCCUUCCUCUUCGCCUACCUUUCCAUCCAGCUCCUGUCUACAGGCCUAAACAUCGGCUCAUUCAAAGACACAAUCUCCCGUUGCAAUUCUGACGUGAAGGCUGUUAUUGGAGAGCUCAUGAAGAAGGUCAACAUCAAGGAAGAGUACGGCGAGAGCAAGACCUACAACCUCUUCAUCUUCAUGCUCGCCGCUCAGCGCCCCCUCACCACUGGCGAGAUGACCAAUCUCAUGGGCGUUUCCUUGUCGAAGCGUACCGUCUCUCCUUCUGCCGACAUUUGGGCCCCCAUCAACAACACCCAGGGCCUCGUCAAUGUGCACCGGGGAACCCUGCGCUUCAAGCAUUCCGUCGUGAGGAAGUACGUCCACAGCCUCUGUGGCAACACCCUCAUGAGUAUUGAGGAUGCCCACCGCCACCUGACGUUGGCUCUGAUGCUCUUCGCUAAGACGAAGUUCACCUACACCUACGAGCCGUCUCUGGAGGGGCUUCCUCAAGACCUCAUAGACGAUUGCUUUCACUCGCAUCACAUCGUGCCGUAUAUGAUGCAGCACUGGGUCUACCACUUCCGCUCAUCAUCUUUGGUUGGACAAAAGGGCAAACUCACCCUCACUACUGAGUUCAAGGAGGUCUUCCCCGAGACCACGUUCUUCUCCCUGCUCGAGUGGUCCCAUUGGCAGACGCAAUUCACGCUCAAGGACACUAUCGAGAUGCACGAUCUCACUCUUCGCAUCCGGUCUACCUGCUUCGGCGAGAGGCACCGCUCGUAUCUCCAGAACCUUAUCGUCCUGGGAAGCCUCCGCAGGCGCACCACCGACCAGACCUCCGCUGCCGAGUACUUUUACAAGGCGUCAUGCAUCGGUCAGAUUGUGCUGUACAAGUUCAGCCCUAUCGUCAUCUCCUGCACCAACUUGUUCCUUACCUGCACGGAGAAGAUCACAAUCACCACGCGAACCACGACCGUCACCUACCGUGAGGAGUUGAUCAAGUACAUGAUCGAGAUGCACCGAGGCAAGAGCGGUAAGCACAGUGACGAGGUUAUCAGGUGGACCAAGAUGCUGGCCAAGCUUUACGUCGACGUCAAGGAGGAGGAGAGGUCGUUGGAGAUAUACCGAGAACUCCAUCUCAUCGUCACCGCCCGUUUUGGUAAGGGUUCCAAGGAGGAGUCUGAGCUAGCUGGUUCCAUGAGUAUUGUCCUCCAAGGAAGAGAAGGCCAUGACCCCAGAACCAUCUCCCGCCACACUACGCUUCUCUUUGACGCUGCCGAGGAGCUUUCAUACACAGACGUCCGUCGCAUCGAGAUUAUGUUCAGCCUCGCACGUACCUACGAGUUCAAUAAGCAGUAUCUCAUGACGGAGAGGUUGUACGUCAGCCUUUGGCGCUCCAUCUUGGAGGCUUGCCGCCUCAAGGGCAGCGCCGAGCUCCACCUCCAGAAACUCAACAUCGCCAUCGAAUACAUCCAUUUCCUUCAGCGCAUCAAGCGAACCGAGGAGGCUUGCAACAUUUUGGUGUGCCUCUGGGCUGAGUACGAGCACCACAACUUCGAGUCUGAGGUCAUGGUCAUCCGCUUCAAGGAGCUGGCCGUCAUCGCCAAGUCGUUUGGCAUUAUCAAUAUCUCCAUGUCGAUGCUCAGCAGGGUCUGGGGCUACUUCAAGUCUAAGAAGACCAUUGAACACAAGGAGGCACUCUCGACCGCUACAAUCAUCACCGAGGUUGUCGAGGAGAUUAUUGAGACCACCGUCGAGACCAAAACGACCACCACUGUGGUCGAAACCGUCACCAGGGAGGUCUGGGAGACGACCUACAACCGCUGCAAGGGUGGCAAGGUCAAUAAGGGAUUCUUCAGUUCCUGCAUGGCCCUCGUUAACCUCUACCUCAGGCAGGAGAACUGGGCUGAGGCAGAGGUCAUCAUUCGCAAGUCUCUGGAGGUUACCUGGGGUGGUGUUCUGACUGCUACCACCAAGUUGACCAUCGAAGGCGAGUUCGUGCAGGAGCGCGUCUCCGUCGCAAGGGGUCUCGCUCGCUGCUACCACAAGCAGAGGCAGUUCGACAAGGCCGAGGAGAUCUACCUCCGCAUCUUCCACGCCUGUUUCCACUCCCUUCGCGUCGAAGACCACUGCGUACUCGAGGCCGGCGUCGCUCUGGUCGAGUUCUACGAGGAGUACCACCGCCAUGAGAAGGUCAUCGAUAUCUACAACAAGCUUCUUCAGAACUACCGCAAGAACCUCAAGCGCGACCACCAGUUGACAGUUCAGACCCUCUACAAGCUGGCUGCUGUCUACCUCAAGCUCGGUCGCAAGGAGGCCUACGACUGCUACAACGAGAUUGUCACUAUCUACACCCACGACGGCUGCUGUCAUGCUGCUGGCCUUGAUGCCGCCAUCAUCGUUCUCAACCACUACCACCUUGAGAAGCGCUACAGCGAGCUUCAGAAGAUUUGUACUGUUCUCUGGAAGACUUUUGUUCACCACAACAAGGAGAUCCAGUUCACCGAGGAGAUGGUCGAGGUCAUCUACGAGCGCUACCGCUACGUCCUGGAGCACCGCGCCAAGGUCGAGUUCUCUGUCCGGUACAAGCUUACCAUCGAGUACCGCGAGACAGUUACCAAGGUCUUUGGUGCUUCCGCCGGCAUCGUUAUCAAGGCCAUGAUCGCACUUGCAGAGGUGUGCGAGGGUUCCUCGGAGCACUGCCAGGAGUCGGUUAGGGUCUAUGAGGAAGUCAUUACCAGGACAAAGACCACGAACGUGGUCACCGAGACGACAGUUCGCACGAUGAAGAAGCGUCUGUCCCACCUCUACGUCACCGUAAUUACCACAGGCCAAGUUUCAACUACGACCACCGUCGAGCGCGCCAUUUCUGUCAACGUCGAGAUCUACGAGCAGCUCAGAAUCGAGUUCGGCUGGUGGCACGAAACUACUCUCGCCAAACUCCGGGAGAUCACCCUUCUGUACAAGAAGCUCGGCACUAAGGAGUCCCACAUGGCCAUCGUGCAGAUGCUGCAGGCGUCCGUCAUGGAGAUCAUCACGACCGUCACCAUCUCCACGACCCUGCACACCGCCGCCUCCUCCUUGGCCCAGAUCUACAUCGCCUGCGGCAUGGUGCGACACGGUCACGAUCUCCUUCGCCAGCUGCGCUACGUUCUCCUCUUCCCCGGCUUCGAGGGUGGAGAGAAGGAUGUUAGCAUUAAGGUCAAUCGCAAGGUCUCUAAGGUGUCCUUGGUCUUCCUCAUCUCUUUUGAGCAGGCCUUGAACGUCGACUCCAAGGUGUCGUACAGCUUCUCUGAGAUCAUGGCGGACGUGCUCUUGGAGACGAUCUUGUACGAGCAGUACAUGACUGUCAUGUCCAAGUUCACAGAGACCAACAACAUUGAGGUCGUCAUCGAACAUGCUGCUCGUCUUCGUUUUGUCUGGGAGUCUCGUGGCCGCUCCGGCUUCGUGGCUGUCCUCGACAAGAAGCUCUUCUCGCUGUUCACAUCCAAGUACUCCAAGUAUCUCGGACCCGCCGCAACUAACCAAGCUGGCUCCGACUUCUACGUCGGCCUGCUCAGCGAGAUCGGCGAGGGCAUUGCUGCCGACAGAGACUCCAUCGACUUCGGCCUCGUCUCAUGCAGGGCCGCUUACACGGUUACCAAGAGGUUCAUGGAGAAGGAGAAAGACAUCAACAGAGCCCACGAAGUGGCCAAGGUCGGCUUCAGCUUUGCCAACUCUCAACGCUUUUACCACAUGGGCAAUAACUUUGUUUGGGGCUUCCGCUUGGCUGAGCUUCUUGCUGGCAUCGGCGUGAGCACCUGGAAGUCUGCCAAUGACAACGCUAAGGAAUCCUCUAUUGCUACAAGCAGAAAUGUGAUGCAGAUGGUGUUCACCGCCAUGAAGGAGCGCAGGUUCGACUUCGCUGGCCUUGAGCCCAGAGAUGUCAAGAGUCUGGUUUACCUUCUUGGCGAACAGAAGAACUACACCGAACUCGAGAACCUUCUUACCAUUCUCUGGCAGUCCAGGGAGGUGCAACGCAUGUGGCGAGCCGAUAUGGUCCUCAACAUUGGCUCUCUCCUUGUCAACGCUCACAUCUCUGCGGGACAUAUAGACCAGGCAAUCAACCUCUGCGACACUCUCUACUACAACGUCCGCCAAUCCCGUGGCGGUCUGGACAUCCAAGCUCUGGACUUUGCCAACCGCCUUACACAGCUUCUCCGCCGUGGCGACCGUCUUCGCGACGCCGCCCACGUCCAUCAGGACGUCGUGUGCGAUCUCGAAGAGCAUCUCCUUGCCACCAGCGGUGCCGACAAGGACGAGCGUCUCCGAAACGCUGCUGACAUCCAUCUCGACGGCAUGCGCAAGUGCAACUGGGCUUCUCGUGGCGACGGUUUGAGGAAUACGAAGGAGGUGUAUGGCCGCCUCGUCAAGGGGUACGGCAAGCUGAACACACCUGCGGUUGAACAGUGGACUACACUGAGUGCUGCAGAUGAGAAGAGGGAGGCCAACCAGGCUUUUACCUGGCCUAUGGAAUGGAAGCUUGAAGGUGCCGACAUGGCAGGCGCAGGGCUCAAGAGGCCUACAAUUGCGUCUGCGAAGGAGAGAUGGAGGUGCUGGAGCUAUGGAUCCAGCGUGGAGGUGACAACUUACUAG